Arabis nemorensis is the source of this 1311-nucleotide messenger RNA. Lineage: Eukaryota; Viridiplantae; Streptophyta; Magnoliopsida; Brassicales; Brassicaceae. The record is from the annotation of a GenBank genome assembly.
AUGGGAAAACACGGCGGUGUAAAGACCAGAACCGCCGUAUGUUUUUCAGACAGUGUUAUCUUCCUCGCCGGAGCUUUCAUGUCUCUAAUUCUCGUUUGGUCUUACUUUUCAAUUUUUUCAUCUUCUUCAAAUUUCACCCUUCUCACCGGUUUACGACGAAACAUCAACGAACCAACUCAAUGCUCCGGUUUAAGCAUGCAAUUCGACCCACCCGAACCCGGAUUUUACGACGAUCCGGAUCUAAGCUACACAAUCGAGAAACCAAUCACAAAUUGGGACGAGAAAAGGAAACAAUGGCUUGAAUCUCACCCUUCUUUCAAACCCGGUUCAGAUAACCGGAUCGUGAUGGUAACCGGUUCUCAAUCCUCGCCGUGUAAAAACCCAAUCGGAGACCAUUUAUUACUCCGGUGCUUCAAAAACAAAGUCGAUUACUGUCGAAUUCACGGUCACGACAUCUUCUACAGUGAUUCUCUUCUUCAUCCGAAGAUGAAUUCGUAUUGGGCUAAACUUCCGGUGGUUAAAUCGGCGAUGAUUGCUCAUCCGGAGGCGGAAUGGAUUUGGUGGGUUGAUUCCGACGCGAUUUUCACCGAUAUGGAGUUUACUCCGCCGCUUGAACGUUACCGGAAUCAUAAUCUGGUGGUUCAUGGUUGGCCCGGAGUUAUAUACAAUGAUCGGAGUUGGACGGCGUUAAACGCCGGAGUUUUUCUGAUUAGAAAUUGUCAAUGGUCAAUGGAUUUGAUUGACACGUGGAAGAACAUGGGACCUGUGGGGCCUGAUUACGCGAAAUGGGGUGAGAUCCAACGGUCGAUAUUUAAAGAUAAGUUGUUUCCAGAGUCAGACGAUCAAACGGCUCUGAUUUAUUUGCUUUAUAAACAUAAAGAGUUGUAUUAUCCUAAGAUAUACCUCGAAGCAGAGUAUUAUUUCCAAGGGUAUUGGAUUGGUGUCGUUGGGGGUUUUGCUAAUGUAACGGAUCGGUAUCUUGAGAUGGAACGAGAAGACGCCACGUUGCGUAGACGUCACGCGGAGAAAGUUAGUGAACGAUACGGUGCGUUUAGAGAAGAGCGGUUUUUGAAACGCGAGUUUGGAGGGAGUCGUAGAAGAGCGUUUGUGACGCAUUUUACGGGGUGUCAACCUUGUAGUGGGGACCACAAUCCGAUUUACGAUGGUGACACGUGUUGGAAUGAGAUGAUCAGAGCCCUUAAUUUUGCUGAUAAUCAGGUGAUGCGAGUGUACGGUUACGUUCAUUCUGAUUUGAGUAAGACUUCUCCGCUUGUACCUCUACCGUUCGAUUAUCCUGAUGAGCCUUGGUGA